Messenger RNA from Alosa sapidissima (American shad), 1435 nucleotides. It is a transcript of the gene rxfp3.3a3, whose product is annotated as relaxin family peptide receptor 3.3a3. The record is from RefSeq and is a predicted model, not a curated record. NCBI's taxonomy places the organism in Eukaryota, Metazoa, Chordata, Actinopteri, Clupeiformes, Clupeidae. Gene Ontology annotation, molecular function: G protein-coupled receptor activity. Gene Ontology annotation, cellular component: membrane. Bases 110 to 1201 code for a protein of 363 amino acids. The transcript has a single exon. Gene Ontology annotation, biological process: immune response; G protein-coupled receptor signaling pathway.
GAUGCGGGCCUCCACAGAUUGGAAGAAUUAUUGGAUAUAGAUCAAGAAACUUCACUCUGGCCGACAAAGGUCAUCUUCUCACUGCGCUCAGCUGUCUGAACUCUGAACCAUGGAUCGUUUAACAGAUUUCUUGAGGGAUUUUGCAAUGAUGAACAGCACACUGAACAUGACACUCGGGUACGAGGACAGGUAUGGAAGUGCAGAAGACAUCGAUGUGACUGCUGAUAGAAGCCCUGUGUUAAGAAUUAUGAUAUCCAUAGUCUAUUCCGUCGUGUGCGCAGUGGGGUUAGUGGGUAACCUGCUGGUCUUCUUUUUGAUGAAACUUAAACAAGGGAGAAAGACUUCCACUAUUAACUAUUUUAUAUUUAACUUGGCUAUAACAGACUUUCAGUUUGUUUUGACUUUGCCCUUCUGGGCGGUGGACACAGCGAUGGAUUUUAGCUGGCCAUUUGGAGACGCCAUGUGUAAGAUUAUUUUGUCUGUGACAGUAUUGAAUAUGUACGCCAGUGUCUUCUUUCUCACGGCUAUGAGCAUAACACGAUAUUGGUCAGUGGCAUCAUCCACUAAAAGCCACUCUUGUAAACCCCUCUGCUCGGUUAAAUGGGUGUGCGCUUUUCUGUGGACAGUCGCCACUCUGGCCACCGCGCCGACAUCAAUCUUCUCCACAGUGACGAACGUGGCCGGGGAGAAACUAUGCCUGUUGAGGUUUCCUGCUGGACAGUACUGGCUAGCAAUGUAUCACCUCCAGAAAAUCCUAAUCGCCUUUGUUUUGCCCAUGUUAAUACUGUCAAUAAGCUAUUUACUACUCGUGAGGUUUGUGAAAAAGCGGAGCAUGAAUAACAACGCAUCGAUGAGGAAAUUGCAUUUAACCAAAUCUGUCACUAUUGUCGUUAUGGCUUUCUUUCUGUGCUGGAUGCCAAACCAUGCCAUUACGCUAUGGGGAGUACUUGUCAAACUAAAUGUUGUCUACUGGGAUGAAGCGUACUACGUUGUGCAUACCUACAUUUUUCCUGCAACCGUUUGUCUUGCGCACACAAACAGCUGCUUAAAUCCCUUUAUCUACUGCCUGACUAGGAGGGAGUUCAGGCAGAAGCUGAAACACCUCAUGCUCACUUUAACUUCUGGCUCCGACAAGAGCUGUCUACAUACAUAUAGCACGCGGCAGGUAGACCAGUCGGGAGGAAAAAAUACUGUGCCGUAGGUCUACCAUAACAAGGCUAUUGGCCAUCCUAUACAAGUGUAAUUACAUGUAAGAAUAAGACAAUUGACGCAAUAACAGUACAUAUUAGGCCUAUAUCUUGUACUCUGGGAUUGACAAUUGUUUGCAGACCCUGUUUGAGACCCUUUGACAUUCCAAUAGGAACAUCACUGAAACAAGCACCAAGAUUACUGAAGAUUUAGAGCACUGUCUCGCCUGCCGAAGUAUAAUGAAUGU